AUGCAAAUUGAUUUGUCCCCGAUAUUUCUUAGGGCAUUGACACCCUGUCGAUCGACUCUUGCCUUGUGUCAGUUAGCGGGUAAAUACAGCAUUUCAAUGUCUGUUCUACAACGCUUAGCUGGUGCAGGCUAUCGUCUUCUCUCCCCUUUGAUGUCUACUCAAUCUAAACGUUGGGAACGACUGAAAGCGGCUGCUUCUAAACCCUAUGGUUCACAUCGAUUACCCUUAGAAUUCAGGUUGGGUAGGGGAAAGCCUCUCAAUCCCUAUUUGAAGGCGAAGAUGAUCGAUUCUCUUUUUCGAAGGGAAUUAAAGCCUAAGGAGAUAGGGCUCUUUCCAGACGAGCUGGUGUUCGAUGGUGAACGAGAGAUAGAGGAGCGCACUCUUCUAGGCCAAUGGGUAGAUCAGUGGUUGCGAUGGCUCUCUUGGUAUCACACCUCGGCAUGGUCGGGCAUAGGGCCACGGACAUAA
Messenger RNA from Nicotiana tabacum (common tobacco), 468 nucleotides. The record is from the annotation of a RefSeq genome assembly. Lineage: Eukaryota; Viridiplantae; Streptophyta; Magnoliopsida; Solanales; Solanaceae.